ACUAGUACUGUUUUGGUUGAUGAAGUAGAAGGAAGGAAAAUUAUAAGUCAGUCUAAAUUAUUGAGUAUUUCAAAAAAUAGUAAAACCAAAAAAAAAAGAAAACUUUUCAAGAAAAUGCGAGAAAUAGUAGUGUUUCACCUGGGCCAGUGUGGCAAUCGAGUAGCGGAAAAUUUCUGGGAAUACAUUUGCGACGAACACUGUUUAAAUACGGAAGGUCAGUUUGAAGGGCAGCACUAUCUACCAUUGCAGCGUAUCAACGUGUAUUUUGAUGAGUCACCGUGCUGCAACUUCGUCCCACGGUCGAUCUUUGCUGAUCUGGAACCGAGCACAUUGAAUUAUCUUCGCUGCAGUCGCUAUGGUUCCUUGUUCUCCCCGGAAAGCUUCAUCUCUGGGAAAACGAGCGCGGGCAACAAUUGGGCCCGUGGUUAUCACACUGAAGGGGCUGAACUGCUGGACCAGAUUGAGGACUGCACCCGCCGAAUGGUGGAAGGGUGUGACUGUCUGCAAGGUUUCCAACUGGUGCACUCGAUCGGUGGCGGUACCGGCUCUGGACUGGGAACGCUACUGCUGGAAAACUUGAAGGAUCACUUUCCGGGGAAGAUCACGAACACGUUCAGCGUUAUUCCUUCGCCGAAAGUAUCGGAGGUCGUGGUGGAACCGUACAAUGCUGUAUUUGCACUCAGCUCUAUGAUACGUUCGAGCGAUGAGACGUUCUGCUUGGAUAAUGAGGCACUGUACGAUAUCUGUGUGAACACGCUGCGUCUGCCGGUGCCGGAUCUGGACGACUUGAAUCAUCUGAUUGCAUCGGCUAUGGCCGGUAUCACCUGUAGCUUUCGAUACCCGGGCCAGCUCAACUCCGACCUGCGGAAGCUGUUGACAAACAUGGUGCCCUAUCGAAGGUUACAUUUCUUCGUGCCCGGUCUUGCUCCGCUUUGUGCUCGCGACUCUGAAUGCUACCGACAGACGACGGUGCCGGAGCUGGUGUACCAGCUGUUCAGUACUAACAAUCUGAUGGCAGCGUGCGACCCUCAGCUUGGGACGUUUUUAACCGCAGCAGCCAUCUUUCGGGGCCGAUUGUCAACGCGCACGGUGGAGGAGCAUAUGGGCAGUGUGCGUUUGAAGAACGAACUCUCAUUCAGCAACUUCAUACCGAACAAUGUCAAGUCGGCCAUUUGUGAUGUGCCUCCGCGUGGCAUGAAAAUGGCCGCCACUUUUAUUGCCAACACGACGUCCAUCACGCAACUGUUCCGACGCAUAACGGGUCAGUUCGGGACGAUGUUUCGACAGCGCGCCUUUCUGCACUGGUACACCGGUGAGGGUAUGGAUGAGGCUGAGUUUACCGAGAUGGAGAAAGGACUGGCUGACCUGGUGGAGGAGUACGACAGCUACAAAGAGGAAGGCAGGACCAAGGAUGAUGUUGAAGAUGAUGAUGAAGAAUAGAGAGGGGAGGCUAUCAUCCGCCUUCAAGUAAUUAGGAAACUAUUACUACAAUAAAUAUUAUGCAACUACAAAAUCAA
Anopheles coluzzii is the source of this 1517-nucleotide messenger RNA. Its product is annotated as tubulin beta chain-like. The record is from RefSeq and is a predicted model, not a curated record. The transcript has a single exon. NCBI's taxonomy places the organism in Eukaryota, Metazoa, Arthropoda, Insecta, Diptera, Culicidae. Gene Ontology annotation, molecular function: structural constituent of cytoskeleton; GTPase activity; GTP binding. Gene Ontology annotation, biological process: mitotic cell cycle; microtubule cytoskeleton organization. Gene Ontology annotation, cellular component: microtubule; cytoplasm. The coding region runs from base 115 to 1440 and encodes 441 amino acids.